AUGUUAAAUUUCAAUAAUUCACUUAAUAAUGUAGAAGAUAAUAGAGCAUGCAAAACAUCUGUUAUCUGUGGCACGUGUGGACGUAAAGAUACAACACCAUAUCAUCCAAUAUUAUAUGAACCAGUGAUUAGUUGUGAAUACUCUUAUGGAUGUCAUAAUCCAAGUAAUACACCGAAAUGGCUUGAUGUGGAAAGUAUUGAACGCUUAAUUAUUCAAUAUGGAUUAGCUCAAAAUUUAGCCGAACAAAAAGCAACAACAAAUUAA
Molecule: messenger RNA, 264 nt
Organism: Trichobilharzia regenti
Lineage: Eukaryota; Metazoa; Platyhelminthes; Trematoda; Strigeidida; Schistosomatidae
Source: the annotation of a GenBank genome assembly